Molecule: messenger RNA, 1014 nt
Organism: Anthonomus grandis grandis
Lineage: Eukaryota; Metazoa; Arthropoda; Insecta; Coleoptera; Curculionidae
Product: piggyBac transposable element-derived protein 3-like
Exons: 1
Coding region: 1-1014 (337 amino acids)
Molecular function (GO): sequence-specific DNA binding
Source: RefSeq, a predicted model, not a curated record
AUGGCAAUCAGUUCAAACUGCACAAAGCAAUCGUUUCCCGGAAAUAUUUUCAAGCUGUUCUUUGAUGAGAACUUGGUAGGAGAAAUUGUCAAUUUUACCAAUAUUUAUGCACAGCAAAAAAACCGCCCCGGUAACGUUACUGUAGACGAGAUGUACUGCUUCAUAGGGGUGUUACUGUUCAGUGGAUAUACAACUGUUCUAAGGCGACAUAUGUAUUGGCAAAAUUGCAACGAUACCCAGAAUAAACUUAUAUUAGCCGCUAUUUCCAGAGGUAGAUUUCAAAUCAUAAUGAGUAAUCUUCAUUGCAGUGAUAAUACUUCCCUUGAUAAAAAAGACAAGUACUCUAAACUGCGUCCUCUUUUCAAGAGCCUAAAUAAAAAAAAUUUUGAUUAUGCCCCAGUUGAAGAGAAUCACAGCCUUGAUGAGACUAUGAUACCGUAUUAUGGGAGACAUAGCGGUAAGCAAUUUAUUCAAGGCAAGCCUGUAAGGUGGGGGUAUAAAUUUUGGGUAGGUACCCUACGCCUUGGAUACAUUGUUUAUUUUGAUCCCUAUCAAGGUGCGUCAACAACAAUUCCGGACAAAUAUAAACACCUGGGUUUGGGAGCAUCAGUUGUUCUCCAAUAUGUAAAUGUUUUACAGAAAAUGCCUUACCAGCCCUUUCACAUAUGUUUUGACAAAUUUUUCACAUCUUUGUCACUUUUAAAGAAGUUAAAAUUGAGGAACAUCAAGGCAACUGGUACUAUACGUGAAAACCGGAUCCCACAAUCUCCAUUUAGCAAUGCGGCAGUUCUGAAGAAAAAGACACGAGGUACAUUUGAAUGGAGUGUUGCCGAUAAUGAAAUCGAUUUAUGCAAAAGGAAUGACAACAGCGUUGUUACUUUAGCCUCCAAUGCAGGUUCAGUUUUGCUAGCAAAUAAGGUCAAACGCUUUUCACAGGCUGAAAAAAAGCAUGUUUAUAGAUCAGCCUCAAUUGAUCAAGGCAUACAACGAAAAUAUGGGAGGUGUAGACCGUAG